Molecule: messenger RNA, 354 nt
Organism: Colletotrichum lupini
Lineage: Eukaryota; Fungi; Ascomycota; Sordariomycetes; Glomerellales; Glomerellaceae
Exons: 1
Coding region: 1-354 (117 amino acids)
Source: RefSeq, a predicted model, not a curated record
AUGGCCGAGCCAACGUCUGCAGUCAUUUGCGCAUGUGUGCCGAUUAUGCGGCCCUUGUUAGCAUGCUCGGGAACUUCCAGGUAUGGCAGCCAAGGAUCGCGAAGACCUCUCUCAGGAGCAACCAACGAAUCGACCGGACAAAGACGUCAGACACCGAGUGCGCCUCCUCAAUCGCCCACCAGCACGACAAGUCAAUCCGUAACGCAAAUGACAUACAAAUCGACUAUUACAGGGAGUAUAGAUGGAGAUUUGGAAGGAUACACUUCAAGCCAACAGGCCAGGGGUAGCAUCAAUACAUUGAACCCACUGUCCAUGCACCCAUCAUCUCCCACCAAAACGGCACAAUUUCCAUGA